AUGCAUCGCCAAUCGAUCAGCCUACCGGCCCCACCAAGCUCCACCUGUCAACCAAAAACAUCGAGCACCAUCCGCUUUCCUCCAGCGGCGAUUUCCUCCCAGAAGCAGAUCGCCAGUGAAAGCUUCAUCCCGCAAGCUCCGCAUGCGAGGUUCAAUACCCUCGCCUCGAGUCGCCUGGCUUCUCAGCCCGACUCCAUUAUAGCGGCAAGCUCCGCAUGCGAGGUUCAAUACCCUCGCCUCGAGUCGCCUGGCUUCUCAGCCCGACUCCAUUAUAGCGGCAAGCUCCGCAUGCGAGGUUCAGUACCCUCGCCUCGAGUCGCCUGGCUCCCCAUCCCGGUUCCACUAAAGCAGCAUGCUCCAUCGACGAGGCUCAAAGGCUUGCAACCUUUAGCUAUAUGA
Lactuca virosa is the source of this 399-nucleotide messenger RNA. The record is from the annotation of a GenBank genome assembly. Lineage: Eukaryota; Viridiplantae; Streptophyta; Magnoliopsida; Asterales; Asteraceae.